Scophthalmus maximus (turbot) is the source of this 2329-nucleotide messenger RNA. RefSeq names its product chromaffin granule amine transporter. The record is from RefSeq and is a predicted model, not a curated record. Gene Ontology annotation, molecular function: xenobiotic transmembrane transporter activity; serotonin:sodium:chloride symporter activity. Gene Ontology annotation, cellular component: terminal bouton; synaptic vesicle membrane. The transcript has 19 exons. Lineage: Eukaryota; Metazoa; Chordata; Actinopteri; Pleuronectiformes; Scophthalmidae. Gene Ontology annotation, biological process: aminergic neurotransmitter loading into synaptic vesicle; xenobiotic transport; transmembrane transport. The coding region runs from base 537 to 2132 and encodes 531 amino acids.
UGUGUGUGUGUGUGUGUGUGUGUGUGUGUGUGGCGGAUGUGUGAGUGUGUGUGUGGCGGAUGUGUGAGUGUGUGUGUGUGUGUGUGUGUGUGUGUGUGUGUGUGUGUGGCGGAUGUGUGAGUGUUUACAGGUGAUUAAAGCAGAUUAACACAGAGAGCUGACGAUGACUUCACCAACUGAUCCAAGUCUCUGGGCAUCGCAAGUUGAACUUGAUUGACAGUUGUCUCAGCCAAUCACACAGCCGCGAGGAGGAACAGGUCUCCAGCCUGCAGGUUGUUCCAGCGCUCCAAUAAAAGGACAGCAGAUGCUCACAAUUACUGACACACACACACACAGGUCAGAUAUAUAGUCGCUCCGUCAGCCGCUGGAAGGAGAAGAGGAAAUAGAAGAGAAGAGGAAGAGGAAGAGAAGAAGAAGAAGAGGAAGAGAAGAAGAAGAAGAGAAGAAGAGGAAGAGGAAGAGAAGAAGAAGAGAAGAAGGCCGGAUUCACCUGAUCAUUUACCCUCGUCAGUAUAAAACCAGCUGUCAAUCAAACUAUGCCGUGGCUCCGUCAGAGUCGAGGUUCUCCCAGACUCGUCCUGGUGGUCGUGUGUGUCGCUCUGCUCCUCGACAACAUGUUGCUCACUGUGGUCGUUCCAAUCAUCCCCACGUUCCUCUACUCCAUGGAUCAUCCCAGUCCAGAGCCCCACACCGCCCCGCCCUCCCUGCUCCCUCUGCCCAGCCACGCUGCUGCGAUACUGGGGACACGGACCGAGGGUUCUCCCUCCACCUUCUCUCCUCUGGUGUCUCUGUUUGACAACACCACCUUCAGGCUGCAGGAGCCGACCCCUGACCUGACCCCUGAGCCGACCCCUGACCUGACCCCUGAGCCGACCCCUGAGCUGCAGAUCAACGAGACCACGAACACGACAGACUCCUCUUGUCUUCAGGACAGUCACUUCCUGGAGGAGGAGAAUGUUCCUGUAGGUUUGUUGUUUGCGUCUAAAGCCCUGGUCCAGCUGUUGAUCAAUCCCUUUGUCGGUCCGCUCACCAACAGAAUCGGGUAUCACAUCCCCAUGUUUGCUGGAUUCAUCAUCAUGUUUGUGUCGACCAUCAUGUUUGCGUUCUCAGGGACCUACGCUCAGCUGUUCUUCGCUCGCUCUCUGCAGGGAAUUGGCUCAUCCUUCUCUUCUGUCGCAGGUCUGGGUAUGUUGGCCAGUGUGUACACAGAUGACGAAGAGAGAGGCAUCGCCAUGGGCAUCGCACUGGGAGGACUGGCUAUGGGAGUCCUAAUCGGAGCUCCCUUUGGCAGUGUGAUGUAUGAGUUUGUGGGGAAGAGCGCCCCCUUCCUGAUCCUGGCCUUCCUGGCGAUGUUUGAUGGAGCUCUUCAGUUGUGUAUCCUUCAGCCUUCAAAGAUCUGUCCGGGGAGUGUUGAGGGGACGCCGUUACUGACGCUCCUAAAGGAUCCAUACAUCCUCAUCAGUGCAGGUUCUCUGUGUUUCGCCAACAUGGGCGUCGCCAUUCUGGAGCCGACGCUGCCGAUCUGGAUGAUGCAGACCAUGUGCUCCCCGAGGUGGCAGCUUGGUAUGGCCUUCCUCCCUGCCAGCAUCUCCUACCUGAUAGGAACAAACCUGUUCGGUGUCCUGGCCAAUAGGAUGGGACGGUGGCUCUGCUCCAUGUUGGGGAUGUUUAUCGUUGGCAUCAGUCUAUUGUGUGUUCCCUUUGCCACCAGUAUCUAUGGUCUGAUUGGGCCGAACGGAGGUCUGGGCUUCGCUAUAGGGAUGGUGGACUCCUCUAUGAUGGCCAUCAUGGGCUACCUGGUCGACAUCCGCCAUGCCUCCGUCUACGGCAGCGUCUACGCCAUCGCAGACGUGGCGCUGUGCAUGGGCUUCGCUAUCGGACCGUCCACAGGGGGCGCUCUGGUGCAGGCCGUGGGUUUCCCUUGUCUCAUGGUGUUCAUCGGCGUGAUCAACAUCCUGUACGCGCCGCUCUGCUUCCUGUUACGUAACCCUGCGGUCCGAGAGGAGAAAAUGGGAAUCAUCGACCAGGAGUGUGUCAUGCACAGGAAAAGCUACAACACACAGAGGCAGAGUCGUGAGUUUCCUCUGAGCGACUACAGUGGAGAAGAAGAGGAGGAGGAGACGGAGGAGUGACACACACACGCACACGCGCACACACACACACACACACACACACACACACACACACACACACACUGUCCAUGUUGUUGAUGUUGUCUCUGUUUUUCCUUCUUCAUCAGACUCACAACUGAACAAACGAUUAAAAUCUUUGUUACAUUUCUGCUCAAACAUAUUGAGUUCCUGUAAUAAAUACUUCAGCUGAAGACGUC